This is a messenger RNA of Aspergillus thermomutatus, 870 nucleotides long. RefSeq names its product Mob1/phocein family protein. The record is from RefSeq and is a predicted model, not a curated record. Gene Ontology annotation, cellular component: nucleus; cytoplasm. Gene Ontology annotation, molecular function: protein kinase activator activity. Lineage: Eukaryota; Fungi; Ascomycota; Eurotiomycetes; Eurotiales; Aspergillaceae. Gene Ontology annotation, biological process: signal transduction; positive regulation of protein phosphorylation; cell division. The transcript is spliced from 3 exons. The coding region runs from base 1 to 870 and encodes 289 amino acids.
AUGAACAGCGGAAAUUCUGCCCAGUCAUCGGCCUCUCAACCUGUUCAAGUGGCUCCCGGACCCAAUUCUCCAUCAUUCCCGCCGAGCAUGGACAGCCCCGCCGCACCUUACGACCCUGACGCCCCCAAGUACUUUUUCCAGGAGAAGUAUGCUCCUUUGAAUGUAAAGGGUAACUUCCUAACCCUAUGUGCUUGUCCGAAGAACGUGGAGCUUGGAGAAUGGCUGGCUCAUCAAAUUGUUGAACAAUACCGCCUGCUCCACGGCAUGCUUCAGGUGAUUCAGGAGGUCAAUGGUGUCACUGGCUUGCCUAUCUGCAAUGAGAGCACCUGUCCAACUAUGUCUGCGGGUCGUUUGACCUACACUUGGCUUGUCGACGGCCGCGCCGCCAAGAUCUCCGCUCCCAAGUUCAUCAAUCGUGUUGAAAAGUGGAUCGUCAGCAAGAUUCAUGACCCGGUCAUGUUCCCCACCGAGAAGGUCACCGGCACCCCAGAAACCUUUGCACUGCAUGAAGCUACAAGUGUCAAUCCUGGUAGCCCCGACGCAAACUCUACCGGCGAGGAGUGGAUUGGCAAGUCCAGCGGCUUUCCUCAGACUUUCUACAAGGACUGCCAAGGCAUUAUGAAACAGAUGUUCCGUUGCUAUGCCCAUAUGUACCACGCACAUUGGUUGAAUCCGUUUUGGCACAUCAACAAGCAUGACAUCUUGAACAUGUGCUUCGUCCAUUUCGUCACCGUCGCGAAAUACUACAAGCUGGUUUCCGACAAGGAGAUGGAGCCUAUGCAGCCCCUGAUUGACUUGUUCAUCAAACAACAGCGUAUCCCCCAGGAGGCACUUGCGGGAGGUCACUGGGGACAGCCAAGCUCUAGCUGA